AGUUGGUGCGUAACGUCGACCAGAAGCGUAGAGAGGGGGAUUGCUGGAAACAUUCUGCAGGAGCGGAUGGACCGAUAAAUAAAGAUAUUCACAAAGGAAGUUAAUUUCAGCAUCCCAUGUAAGAACAACCUCAGGAGGAUCAAUGUCGUUUCUUCGCUGGGUAACUGAGAAACUGAGUGUGGAGAGCCUGCGGGAUCUGGAGUUAUUUGGAGAGCAAGCUCAGGGAUUCUCACACAGGAAACCCCAUGAGGACAGUGAGGAGAGUUUGAGCUCGCUGCCACGCCGAGACACGAUGGGCUCCUUCCUGCCAGACAGCGGCUCAUACGAGCUGCUCACCGUUAUCGGAAAAGGCUUGGACGACCUGAUGACUGUGAAUCUGGCUCGUUACAAACCCACUGGAGAGCAUGUGGCCAUUCGUCGAAUCGACUUGGAGUCGUGCACCAACGAUAUGGUCACCUACCUGCAGGGUGAGCUACAUGUGUCAAAGUUGUUUCAUCACCCCAGCAUUCUGCCGUACAGAAGCGUCUUUAUAGCAGAAAACGAGCUUUGGGUCAUCACACCGUUCAUGGCUUAUGGUUCAGCUAGAGAUCUCAUCUGCACUCACUUUUCGGAUGGGAUGAGUGAACUCACCAUUGCGUACAUUCUGCUCGGCAUGCUAAAAGCUCUUGAAUACAUCCAUCACAUGGGAUAUGUACACAGAAGUGUGAAGGCCAGCCAUGUUUUGAUAUCUGCAGACGGACAGGUCUGCAUGUCUGGUCUGCGGAGUAUUUUCAGCCUCAUCCGUAACGGCCAAAGGGCCAAAAUGGUUCAUGACUUCCCUCAGUACAGUGUGAAGGUGCUGCCUUGGCUGAGCCCUGAAGUGCUACAGCAGAAUCUGCAGGGAUACGACUUUCGAUCAGACAUCUAUAGCCUUGGCAUCACGGCCUGUGAAUUAGCCAAUGGACACGUGCCGUUCAAAGACAUGCCAGCUACACAGAUGCUUCUGGAGAAGCUGAACGGAACCGUGCCUUGCUUGCUGGAUACCACCACGAUUCCCCCGGAGGAGCUGUCGCUCAAGCCGUCCCGCUCCGCUGCCGACUCGGGGAUCUGCGAGGGCCCGAGAGCCGGAGGGCCCCGGCACUCAAACGGAGAGCCGUCUUCAUCCUCCGGAGGACAUCCGUACAACCGCACAUUUUCCCCCCAGUUUCAUAACUUUGUAGAGCUGUGUCUGCAGCGAGACCCGGAAAACAGACCAUCUGCUGCCACUCUUACUGGACAUCCUUUCUUCAAACAGAUCAAACGUCGGCCGACGGAGGCGCUGCCUGAGCUGCUGCAGCCGGUGUCGCCCAUCACUUGCUUCGAGAGCUCCGGGCCGCAGGACUCCGUUUCUGGACUGGCGAGUCUGGAGUCUGGCCUGAGCCACCUGGAGGUGGACGACUGGGACUUCUGACAGCCAAGGACUCAACAAGCAGUGGACUGGAUGGAGAAACUCUUCACUGAGGAUGGGAUUUGUUAUGUCAUUGAUCUCCUUUUAAAUUGUUUCCACUGUAAUUUAAAAGGAAGUUUUUAUUCACAGACAAAUUUAAAGCUAACAGUAUCAGGGCUGUUGUGAAAAAGUGGGCAUGGAGGAGUAAAUAUCUGCCUAAUUACUCACCAAUUUACAAGAAAAAAACGUGGAAAGUUGUAAAUAUUUAGGAAUAAAAUUUUAAUUUUCCACUCUGACAGCCAAUAAUUUAUGUUAAAACUUGAAUAUUGUGACAUUAUGAAGUCAAAUGUGUAGGAAAAAAAUCUGAAUUUUACCAGGUGAAAUCUCAGAUAAAAUCAGAUAAAAAAAUAUAAGAAGUCUUCUAAGAAUGAGUUGUACCUGAGUUUUUCUUCUGAAUCAAGAGCAUCUCUGGUCCAAAUUUUACUGCUUAAGUAUUUUUAUUGCAAAUGUCCCACUUUAUGAUCUCAGAGAAAUUAUUUUUGUUUUCUUCUUUACAAAUUUUUGGCUUUACAAUGUCAAAAGAAGAUAAAAUGUAUGCCUUCUUGCAAAUUUACAUCUUAUCAGAACAGGUUUUUUUUCUUGUAAAUAUAUUAAUCUCACCUUUUAGUUUUUAGGUGGAAAUUUACUCCACCAUGACCAUUUAUUUUCUUCUAAUGGUCCCAAUACUCUGCAUCUUGAUGUCUUGCUCAUGUUCUGUUUUCUAGAUGUGCACAAACUCACACGGCACUGAAGGCCUGAUUACGGUUCACUAAAACACAAAAUGCCAUUUCUGAGUCGAUCAGAAGCUGCUUGAUAUUUUUUCAGGAACACUUAUUUUGCAUUUAAAUGGUAACUUUAUCAUUUCCCACAGAUGACUGUUACUGCCUUAAAGCAGAUGGAAAUGUUCUUGAUUAACUUACUGAACAAACUGGAUGUAAAUGGGUUUUUUCACUUG
Molecule: messenger RNA, 2399 nt
Organism: Poecilia reticulata (guppy)
Lineage: Eukaryota; Metazoa; Chordata; Actinopteri; Cyprinodontiformes; Poeciliidae
Gene: strada
Product: STE20 related adaptor alpha
Biological process (GO): activation of protein kinase activity; protein phosphorylation; protein export from nucleus
Cellular component (GO): serine/threonine protein kinase complex
Molecular function (GO): protein serine/threonine kinase activator activity; ATP binding; protein kinase activity
Source: RefSeq, a predicted model, not a curated record